Messenger RNA from Nicrophorus vespilloides, 1293 nucleotides. Its product is annotated as disks large homolog 2-like. NCBI's taxonomy places the organism in Eukaryota, Metazoa, Arthropoda, Insecta, Coleoptera, Silphidae. The transcript has a single exon. Gene Ontology annotation, molecular function: protein binding. Bases 1 to 1293 code for a protein of 430 amino acids. The record is from RefSeq and is a predicted model, not a curated record.
AUGGAUAACGUGCGGACUAUAUUCCUGACGAAGGGCCCCAACGGCCUAGGAUUCAACAUCAUCGGCGGCGAAGGUGGCGAGAAGAUCUUCAUAUCGUUCAUAGCACCAGGUGGUCCGGCGCACGUUUGCGGUGAGUUGCAGAAAGGCGAUCAAUUGAUUAGCGUCGAUGGAGUUUGCAUGAGAAACGCGAACCACGACGACGCCGUGCGAGGACUAAAAGGACCCAACCAGGAUGUCACCUUGCAAGUGUUGUAUAAUCGAGAAGAGUACAAGUGUUUCGAAUCUAAGAUGAAGGCGUAUAAAGAAAAAGUGUUUGGGAAGAUGAUCAGGACGUGCGAGAAGAAAUCGUUUUAUGUGCGCGCUUUGUUCAGUUACAAUCCUUUCAAGGAGAACGAUUUACCCGGACGAGGUUUAGGUUUUAAAUGCAAUGAUAUUCUAUACGUGAUAAACGCUAGUGAUGAGGAUUGGUGGCAGGCGAAGAUGAUGGAUGAGCACGGCGACGUGGGGCUUAUUCCUUCGAAGAGUAGGAUUGAGAAAAAGAAGAGGUCACGCGAGAGGUCAGUGAAGUUCGAGCAGCUGAAACGUCGCAGCUUAACGCUGAGUAGGAAAUUUCCUUUCGUGAAGAACCAAGACAUAAUCAUAGAGCAACAAGAAAUAAUCUACGAGGAGAAGAGCGAGAUUAUAUUAACUUAUGAACUUGUUGAUCAAAUCGCCGUUGAUUACAAGAGACCCAUAGUUGUCCUCGGCUUCUUGAGGAACCGAAUCAUCGAAGACCUCUUAUCAGAACUUCCAGAUACAUUUGCCAGCUGCGUUCCUCACACGACGCGACGAAGACGCCCAAACGAAAUCGACGGACAAGACUACCAUUUCGUGGAAUCCAUGGAAGAGGACAUCAAGAACAACAAGUUUAUCGAAGCCGGGAAAUUCAACGAAAACUUUUACGGUACUUCUCUGGAAGCUGUUAAGGACAUUGUCAAGAAAGGUAAAUACUGCAUCCUGGACGUCAGUGGCAGCGCAAUAAAGCGUCUGCAGAAGGCACAGAUGCACCCGAUCGUGAUAUUCGUGAAACCAAAGUCCUUAGACUCGAUCCGAGAAAUCAACAAAAGGACGACCGAAAGCGAAGCGCUGAAAAUGCUUGAAAAAUCUGCAAGCAUAGAAGAGGAGUUUUCCAGGUACUUUACGUCUGUGGUGGAAGGGGACACGCCCGAGGACAUUUACCAGCAGGUCAAAAAGGAAAUCGGGGAACAGACCGUUCCGAAAAUUUGGGUGCCAAUAAAGGACCUACAAUUGUAA